Molecule: messenger RNA, 637 nt
Organism: Perca fluviatilis (European perch)
Lineage: Eukaryota; Metazoa; Chordata; Actinopteri; Perciformes; Percidae
Product: cystatin-A5-like
Exons: 3
Coding region: 137-469 (110 amino acids)
Cellular component (GO): cytosol
Molecular function (GO): cysteine-type endopeptidase inhibitor activity
Source: RefSeq, a predicted model, not a curated record
GAGCCACCUUCCAGUCUGCAUCCAGAGGUAGUUACACAGUAUAAAUACAUUUAAUAACCAGCUGAAAAUCAAACACACAAGACACGUAAAAAGCAGACUGUUGACUUCUCUGUUAACUUCAACGGACCUUGUGACAAUGGCAACCAAACUUCCUAAAGCGCCUGAACGCCCAGAGUUUAGCAUGCCUGGAGGACAGAGUAAGGUAAUGGCUGCCACUAAGGAAAUUCAGAAGAUUUGUGAUCAGGUGAAGGGCCAAGUGGAAGUAAAGACGAAGAAGAAAUAUGUGAAAUUCACAGCAGUUAAUUACACAUCUCAGUCUACGAAUCCACCUAAACUCCGUAUCAAGGUACACACUGGAGGAGAACACUACAUCCAUCUGAUGGUCUCACAGACACUUCGCAAUGGCAAAGAAGAGAUUGAGCUGCUCGGUCAACAGGAGAACAGAACCAAAGACGACAUCCUAGUCUGAUCACACAAUCAGUUUCAACAGUGAAAUACUUACAGGCUGCAGUCUCAUUAUAAAAUGCUCUGCUUCUUCAUUCUGUAUGGACAAAUAAAGAUAAAGAUAUUUGGUGUUUUAGAAGCAGCAAGUUGAAAGCACUACCUCUUAAAGAAAUAAAAGUCUUUCAAAAAUCUA